Molecule: messenger RNA, 856 nt
Organism: Phyllostomus discolor (pale spear-nosed bat)
Lineage: Eukaryota; Metazoa; Chordata; Mammalia; Chiroptera; Phyllostomidae
Product: leukocyte elastase inhibitor-like
Exons: 6
Coding region: 68-841 (257 amino acids)
Biological process (GO): negative regulation of endopeptidase activity
Molecular function (GO): serine-type endopeptidase inhibitor activity
Source: RefSeq, a predicted model, not a curated record
ACUAUAUAAAGGUCCUGGGGCGCUUCCUUCUUUCUGGGAUCCCUAGAACCACCCAACCACUUCCACCAUGGAACGGCUGAGCAUGGCAAACACCCGGUUUGCAGUGGACCUUUUCCGCACCCUGAAUGAGGACAAACCUACUGGAAACAUCUUCAUCUCUCCCAUAAGCAUUUCAUCAGCUCUGGCCAUGAUCUUUCUGGGGUCCAGAGGCACUACUGCGGCACAGCUGUCCAAGACUCUUCAUUUUGAUGCAGUUGAGGAUAUUCAUUCAAGAUUUCAGAGUCUGAAUGCUGAUAUCAACAAGCAUGGAGCUCCCUAUAUUCUGAAACUUGCUAAUAGGUUAUAUGGCGAGAAAACCUAUACUUUCCUCCCUGAGUUCUUAGCUUCAACUCAGAAGAUGUAUGGUGCAGAAUUGGCCAGUGUGGAUUUUGAGCAUGCCUCUGAAGAUGCAAGGAAGGUGAUAAAUGAGUGGGUCAAAGGGCAGACUGAAGGGAAAAUUCCAGAAUUGUUGGCUACAGGUGUGGUUGAUAAUAUGACUAAACUUGUGCUAGUUAAUGCCAUCUAUUUCAAAGGAAACUGGCAGAAGAAAUUCAGUGAAACGGCCACAACCGAUGUACCUUUCAGAUUGAAUAAGAAAGACACAAAAACAGUGAAAAUGAUGUAUCAGAGCGGUAAAUUUCCAUAUGGCUACAUCGAGGACGUUAAGUGUCGUAUGUUGGAACUGCCUUACCAAGGCAGGGAGCUCAGUAUGGUUAUCCUGCUGCCAGAUGACAUCGAGGACGAGUCCACAGGUCUGAAGAAGGUAACAGCUCCCACACUGAUGCUCCAUGUUUCCCUCUGAUAUAUCAAUUCUGCC